AGGCACGUUUCCCCGUGAGGUUCUUUGACCUUGCCCAAAUGGUCUUAGAAUCGUUUCCUCCGCCCCCUCCUCUGCCCCCUCCCCCUCCCAGAGCCUAGGGAGUGUCGUGGUCUUGGGAAGCCUCUGGGGUCUGGGAAACUCGGGACCCCAAAGCUUGGCCAGCUCUGGAGUGAAUUCAAAGUUAAUUUCAAGACUGUCCCCUGCGAGGGCCAGAGCGCAGAGCCAGCAGCGGCCCCCGCAGAGGAUCUGCGCAAUUGCUGGUGCCAGAGAAGAUGCUCUGGCCAGCGCACUCGGGAGGCGGGACCUUCGCAGAUAGUUCCUGCUGCUUCUCUUCAGCGCAGCUCGCAGGUCUGUGGUCCCGGGGGCCCCGCUCACUGACUGACCCCGCGCUGAGCUGUGGGAGUCAAGUGAUCCUCCUCCCGCCACCGCGCACCUAUCACAGUCCCUGAGCGCAUUGCCGUGCGCUCCUCCCACCUGCAAAUGCCUGCCCAGCCGGCGACCGCCACGGCCUGGACAGCGCCUGCCGGCCGCUUGAACCCCGGCUCUACCCCAGCCUCAGCUCCAGCUGGACGAAGUUGUUCCUGAGAGACACGUUCUUCAUUUUUGGUAGACAAACCAAGUCCUUAAGAUUGUCUCAGAAGUUAAGGUGGAGCGUUGCUCACCGACUGCUCUUCACAAGGGACUCGUUUCUUCGUGGCUUCUACCUGUGGCUUAACCCUCUGGACGGAGCUAAGUUCUUACCCAGCAAAAAUGACCUUCGUGAAGAUGAGGCUGGUGUACGCCUUCCUCCUGACAGCGGGCGCGCUCUGCGUGUACCUCAGCAUGGAGCCUUUAAAGGAAUUUACCUUCGUUCUCAAGAGAGACCAGGGGAAGUUUCUGCGGCUCCCGGACGUAGACUGCAAGCAGAGGCCGCCUUUCCUCGUGCUGCUGGUAACCUCGUCCCACAAGCAGCUGGCAGCCCGCAUGGCCAUCCGCAAGACCUGGGGUGGGGAGACAGAGGUGCUGGGACAGCACGUGAGGACCUUCUUCCUCCUGGGGACCUCAGACAGCCCCACCGAGGUGGACGCCGUCGCCCAGGAGAGCGAGCAGCACCGCGACAUCAUCCAGAAGGAUUUCAAGGACGUCUAUUUCAACUUGACCCUGAAGACCAUGAUGGGCAUGGAAUGGGUCCACCACUUCUGUCCCCAGGCAACCUUCGUGAUGAAAACGGACUCGGACAUGUUUGUGAACGUCGGCUACCUAACGGAGCUGUUGCUGAAGAAAAACAAGACAGCCAGGUUCUUCACGGGCUACAUAAAGCCCCGCGACUCCCCCAUCAGGCAGAAGUUCAACAAGUGGUUCGUGAGCAAGUUUGAGUAUCCUUGGGACAGGUACCCACCUUUCUGCUCUGGCACCGGCUACGUCUUCUCCAGCGACGUGGCGAGCCAGGUGUACAACGUCUCGGAGAGCGUUCCGUUCCUCAAGCUAGAGGAUGUGUUCGUCGGGCUCUGCCUGGCCAAGCUGAGGAUCCGGCCCGAGGAACUCCACACCAAACAGACCUUUUUCCCUGGUGGCUUGCGCUUCUCCGUGUGCCGCUUUCAGAAAAUUGUGGCCUGCCACUACGUAAAGCCCCAGGACCUGCUCACUUACUGGCAGGCCCUGGAAGCCUCUCGUGGGCAGGACUGUCCUGGUUUCUGAGGUGUGUGUGUGUGGGAGGAGUCUGUGGCACCUGGGACAAACUUCUGAUAACCUUUGGUGAUCGAUGCUUUGGGAAGAUCUGGGAUGGCCUUGCUGGGAACCCGUCGGGAGGGUAGAGAGAGAAGGAGGAAGGCAUGGUGUUGCUCUCCACGCCCUGCACACACGCGCGCGCGCGCUCACACACACACGCACACGCAGGAAUGGAUGCACAAGCCAACAGACUUGUUCCCACUUGGCACCCAGAGCAAUAACACACCUCAUCUUUCAGGCCUC
Molecule: messenger RNA, 1950 nt
Organism: Mesocricetus auratus (golden hamster)
Lineage: Eukaryota; Metazoa; Chordata; Mammalia; Rodentia; Cricetidae
Gene: B3galt5
Product: beta-1,3-galactosyltransferase 5
Exons: 3
Coding region: 751-1677 (308 amino acids)
Cellular component (GO): membrane
Molecular function (GO): N-acetyl-beta-D-glucosaminide beta-(1,3)-galactosyltransferase activity
Source: RefSeq, a predicted model, not a curated record